Messenger RNA from Soboliphyme baturini, 294 nucleotides. NCBI's taxonomy places the organism in Eukaryota, Metazoa, Nematoda, Enoplea, Dioctophymatida, Soboliphymatidae. The record is from the annotation of a GenBank genome assembly.
AUGUCGUCGGAAGGCCUAAAGUGGAUUGAAAAGGAGCAGCUACCGGAGUAUAGUGAGGAUACGACGGCCGCCUCAGCCGCUCAGGCUCGCCGUCGGGUGUAUGAGCGAGCGAAAGUGAACCCGCUUUUGCCUCUCGGUUGCCUGCUGAUGAUCGGAGCAUUGGUACGAGGUCUUCGAGCGUGUUCGAAAGGCGACCCAAUGGUCGGCGGCGCGCUGCUCGCCGCCACCGGCAUCGUCCAGGAGACUAAAUCUAGCGGAUCGGAAAAGUCGCCGGAAAAACCGGAAAAUGUGUGA